This is a messenger RNA of Myotis brandtii (Brandt's bat), 1972 nucleotides long. It is a transcript of the gene COLQ, whose product is annotated as collagen-like tail subunit (single strand of homotrimer) of asymmetric acetylcholinesterase. The transcript has 17 exons. Bases 236 to 1621 code for a protein of 461 amino acids. The record is from RefSeq and is a predicted model, not a curated record. Lineage: Eukaryota; Metazoa; Chordata; Mammalia; Chiroptera; Vespertilionidae. Gene Ontology annotation, molecular function: heparin binding.
CCCUGGGCCACGAGCACUCUUUCUCUCCCAAGCCGCCCCCUAGUGCAGCCUCCUAAGAGGCCAGCACACUGCUUACCAUUCCUGCUCCCGGGAGCUCAGGACUGGCCUCUGGACCCUUGGCAUCUGGACCAGGAGCAGCACCAAAGCAGGGAUUGGCCGGCUCCUACCCCAAGUGCCCGGCAAGCCAGGCACUGGGACCUCUCGGGGGCGUGCCAGAUCUCAGCCUGUCGCCAGCAUGUGCUUUCUGGCCAGUCCGCCUUUGGCCUUGCCCACAAUGACAGGCCCAUCACUCAGCCUCACUCAUCUGCUCACCAUCUCAGGACUGCUCUGUUACUCAGCUUGCUGCUUGGCCCUUCCUGGCCUGGAUCAGAAGAAACGUGGCAGCCACAAAACAUGCUGCCUGCUGACACCUCCUCCGCCCCCCCUGUUCCCACCACCAUUCUUCAGAGAAGGCCGAAGUCCGCUUCUCUCCCCAGACAUGAAGAAUCUCAUCCUGGAACUGGAGACCACACAGUCCCCGUGUGUCCAAGGAUCGCUCGGCUCCCCUGGGCCUCCGGGCCCCCAGGGUCCACCGGGGCAUCCAGGCAAGACAGGACCAAAGGGAGAAAAGGGGGAGCUUGGCCGACCAGGAAGGAAGGGUAGACCUGGCCCCCCGGGUGUUCCUGGUAUGCCUGGGCCCAUCGGCUGGCCUGGCCCUGAAGGACCCAGGGGUGAAAAAGGUGACCUGGGUCUGAUGGGCUUACCAGGGUCAAGAGGACCAAUGGGCUCCAAGGGCUACCCCGGAUCCAGAGGGGAAAAGGGAUCCAGAGGUGAAAGGGGUGACUUGGGUCCCAAAGGAGAAAAGGGUUUCCCGGGAUUUCCUGGAAUGUUGGGGCAGAAAGGUGAAAUGGGUCCAAAGGGUGAGCCUGGGAUAGCAGGACACCGGGGACCCACAGGAAGACCAGGAAAACGAGGCAAGCAGGGACAGAAGGGAGAUGGUGGAGUUAUGGGUCCACCAGGCAAGCCUGGGCCUUCUGGUCAACCUGGCCGUCAGGGUCCCCCAGGCCCUCCGGGUCCCCCAUCCACAGGACAACUUAUAAUGGGACCCAAAGGCGAAAGAGGAUUUCCAGGGCCUCCAGGAAGAUGUCUUUGUGGAACCCCCGUGAAUGUGAAUAACCCUUCUUAUGGGGAAUCCAUGUAUGGGCCCAGCUCCCCGAGAGUCCCUGCGAUUUUCGUGGUCAACAACCAGGAGGAGCUUGAGAGGCUGAACACCAAACAUGCCAUCGCCUUCCGCAAAGACCAGAGAUCCCUGUACUUCAAGGACAGCCUUGGCUGGCUCCCCAUCCAGCUGACCCCCUUCUAUCCUGUGGACUACUCUGUAGACCACCGCGGCUCCUGUGGGGACGGGGUCCUGCAGCCCGGGGAGGAGUGUGACGACGGGAACGACGAUGUGGGUGACGACUGCAUCAGCUGUCACCGGGCCUACUGUGGAGAUGGCCACCGGCACAAGGGCGUGGAAGACUGUGACGGCUCUGACUUUGGCCACCUGACGUGUGAGACCUAUCUCCCUGGGUCAUAUGGGGACCUGCAGUGCACCCCGUACUGCUACAUCGACUCCACACCCUGCCGCUACUUCACCUGAGGACGCCAGGAGGUGGCUGCAUCGCACGUACCUGCAGCAGCAUUUCCACCCUCAUUCAACUGACCUCGUACCGUCCUGGUCCAGAUUCCACCACCUUCAUUCAACAAAAACAAGGUCAAACUCUUGCUGCUAAGAUGUGCUUUUAACUCAGUCUGACGGGAAGAACUCAGGACCACUGCAUCCUGUCUUAACCCAAAGUAUUGGAAGACCUCCCACAUGCCCAGCCUGGGGAGGCCCAGGCUCCCACUGGGCUGGUAGCCGACCAACAGUGUCCACUGUCUUCUGGAGUAUGGCCGACCAGGCCCUGGACUGGCUUAGCACUGUUAGACACACAUAGACCUGCAGGCUGUU